GCCACCACCGUUCCAGGAGGUGCAUCCUCUGGAAUGCGACUCGAGAGGGAUGUGAUGUCUAUUUCAGUCGCAGCCCAAGGCCAUGUCCCAGAUUGGAGACUGCUACACAGCACACUGCUGCACUCUGCACCGCACCGAGCCGCUCCCCUCCUCAUCGUCUGGUCUGGUCUUGAGGAGAUGAGGACCCGCCGGUGACCCCGAAGCCUGCAACACACACACACACCGCACACAUUCUUGCACGUUCCUAUACGCACGCUCACACACACACACAAACCUGAGCGGAAAGCAGACAUAUUUCUACACGUGCACACAAAACACACACAAGCGAGACAAGAAAACACAGACAGAUAGGCAGACAGAACACACACGCAGACAACAUGCGGAACAAGCCGUCUAAUUCCACUAAUACGAAAAAAUCUGCAGAGACAGACAGGUAUGACACAGCAGCCACUACAAACACAAAGAGAGACAUUACACACUCUCCAGUGCACACUGAAGUGUUUAGAAAGGUUUAACUCUCACCAUCUGGAUAUGGACGGUAGGGACACGUCCCUACCAAUAUCAAGGUGAUGCUGGAUUGUCCUUACCAAUAUUUUUACUGAUCUCAAACAAUCUAGCAACUUUAAUUCGACGUAAUGUUAAUGGUAAGAUCUCUACGGAGUUGCCAGGUUUGUAUGUUUUCUGCCAAAAAGUGCACUAUUAUGUUAAAGGGUGAAAGAGCAGGAUAUGGGGGAUACUCUACCUGAUGAUCUGGCAGUCCUCAACCUCAAGCUGUACACAUUGUUGACUAUCAGCAUCCCAGCAGCAGCAGCCAGGACAGUCUGCCUGCAGACCUCCACUGUCAGGCCAGCUCCACUGUCAGGACAGGAAACGCCACCAAAAUAAAACGAUACCUCCGCUGUCAGGAAAAAAGAGCACAGAACUAUCCGCCGUCACAGCAAAUACAUGUUGCUGUUUAAUGUGAUUUUGUCAAUGAUAUAUAGUAAACAAUUCUGUCAACGCAGUAACGUUAUAGUAUCCUAUGGAUUCUUUAAAUGUAACAAUAUAUAUCUGUCAACAUGUAAAGUGAUUGACUGCCAAUAUAAUGAUUCAUAUUGAUUCAAUAAUUAUAGGCUAUCAAUCAACGUAGCGGUAUUAUUUAAGUGUUGAAUAUAUUGAUUUAUUCUGUCAAUGUAGCAAUAUUUACUGAUAGAUUCAUAAAUAUAUAUAUCCUAUAGCUUAUUGAUUUAAAAAAAUGCUUAUUGCUUGAAGCCUCUCUUCAGCUCUCACAGACACGAACACAUUCAUUGUUCUCCUUCUAUUCACAAUGUCUGAGUCAUAAUUUCUCUCUGCAGACAGAGAGACUAUUGAACUGUGAUCAGGUGAAUUAAAUAUGAAAAACUGACAAUCAGUUGUCUUUCUGAUCACACUGUCUUUUAUCAUAUUUACAGCCUAGCCUAUAUAUACCUAUUGAUAUAUGAAAAAUCUACCAAAACUAGUUUUAUAUUAAUACAACAUGUAAGGAAAAGUUUUCUUUGUGUAAAAAUGACCUAAUGAGCUAAAGCUAGCCACUGUUGGCAUAAUAGAAAGCCUGACUGGAUAAUUCAGUAGUUACAGGUAUUUAAAUUAACACAAACAGAUAACAUAAUAUGAGCUAUUUUAACAGCACAACUAGUACGGAGCAAAACAUUCAGACUAGUGGAUGUUUUGGAUAAUGAACAUUUGCCCAUCACUGUUGUGUAGGGGAGGCUUCAAAUAUUGACCAGAACAGGUGUCAUUCAAACUGAACUUUUACUCACCAAUGUGCUGCAGUUUUACAAAAAAGAAAGUAAACAAUGGACUUUACACACAAAUAUCAUCUAAAGCUGCGACAAAGCACGGGGUGGGUUACUUCCUUGAAACUUUAAAAAAAAAAGCAUCCUUGUAUGUAACUUAGAACAAUGCAUUUUCAGUGCAGUGUUUUGUUCAAAGUAAUACUCAAUAAAUACCAUUACCAGGUUUCCCAUAAAUUCUCACAUUUACAGUAAAUACUAUGUGUAAGAUACUGAGUCAGAGAAGACAGUCAGAGUUAAUGGUGAGUCACGAUGCUUUAUUGGCACUUAGCCUACAGCUAAUUGCGAACACUGAUGCAGUACGGUAACUCUGGAGGAAUACACAGAGGUCAACUAUGGAAACCUACACAAGUCGCAUAGAGCUCAACUCACAACAGCAAUACAUUACACUACAUUUACUUUACUGAUUACUUUAAACCAGACAAGACACAGUCGCAUUGUCACUGCUGUGUAUGGCUCUUGAAAACAACCAUGGGCAUGCCUAGCAUCUUCUUUUACGGUUGUAAAUGCUGGCAAAAAAAACAAAAAAAACAACAUGUUAUUUCCUGUCCUGACAGAGGAGCUGCCCUGAGAGUGGAGCCUGCACCGGAAGCGUCCCCACAGAGGAGGGGGGGUCUGCCUGCAGGCAGACCCCUUUUGCAGCAGCAGAAAUGGAGUCAUCGAGAUGUAUCCAGAUGUUGCUGGUGAUGUGCAAUCCAUUACAGCAGGUACUUGGUGUGGAUGGGGUCAACUUCAGUGUGCAUGUGGAGAACCAGACACAGGUGCGAGACACCAUGAGUCGGCGACACCACCGGGUUUACCAGCUCUACAGUCGCACCAGCGGCAAACACGUCCAGGUGCUGGGACGCAGAAUCAGCGCCCGUGGAGAAGAUGGAGACAAAUAUGCCCAGCUCGUAGUGGAGGCCGAUACCUUUGGUAGCCAGGUGAGAAUCCGGGGCAAAGAAACCAAUUUCUACCUGUGCAUGAACCGCCGGGGCAAGCUGGUAGGAAAGAAGGCCAGUAAUCGAAGCGCCGACUGCGUCUUUGUGGAAAAGGUUCUGGAAAACCACUACACAGCUCUGAUGUCAGCGCGCUACACGGGCUGGUAUGUGGGCUUCACGAAAAGAGGGCGUCCACGCCGCGGCCCCCACACACUCCCCAACCAACAGGACGUACACUUCAUGAAGCGCUUCCCGCCUGGGGAGCAGCCUGACCUCACCACCCCCUUUCGAUUCACCACCGUCAGCAAGCGGGGCAAGAGGGUGCGUGCUACUGGGCCCCGCUAGUAGUGGCUAACGCUAGCACCCACUGUCUUGUCAUCCAAAGCCUUGACCUGAGCCUGCCAAUGGCUAACCUAGUCAUCUCUUCCGCCUCACAUGACUGAACAUCUCCCUUUGUUGGGACAAACAUUGACCAGAAACUUGAUGAAUCAUUCAUGGGGUUUAGCUUUACACCUACUAAUUUGCCACUACAGCCCCCUAGUUAGUGAUCAUUCCUCUCAGUUUUAGUUCCCUUACUGGACCAACUGGACCAUUACUGGUCCAUCACUGGAAGCUCUAUGGACCUGGUCUGCUUCCCUUCAUAGGCCAGAAAUAUUGACAGGGAACCUGAAGGGCAGCCAAACAGAGUCCCCAGCUUAUGGCUCCACAAAGGCCUUUAUUUCACAACCAUGAAAACCACAAGGCCUUCAUGUCUCCUGUUCUGGACCAGCUGGACAAUGUCAAGUAUGGGAUUACAACUGGACCAUGCAGGGAGAGAACAAGGGUGGGAAAGACUGACUGAACAAGGGAGUGGGUGCUUAGCCUAUGGGAUAAAGGGAAAACAAGAAGGAGAAGACAGGACAACCGCGGAGUGGACAAAGGGAUAAAAUGAUCUGCACCGAACAAAUAAUGGACUGUUGACAUGUGACGCACUUAUUUUUCUCACCGCUAAAUUGGUGAGAACCUGUGAGACUGUCGGAUGAACGGAUGGAUGAAUGAGGGAAUGAUAAAGUGAGUGACUUACUGACAAAAUGCAUGUUUGUAAGAUGAAGAAAUAUAUGUAACUGUGUGUGCGUGCGUGUGUGUUUGUGUGUGUGAGUGAGUGCACCAACAACCGUGAGUGAAGCUGGAUCACGAGGGACUCUGGAGAGGGACCAUACAGUCCCUGCAUGAACCCGUGACAACUCACUGCAGGGACUGAAGCUUUAGGAACUGGAAUGUAUAAAAACCAAGCUGCACCAAAAAACAGCCAGCCAAUCACAGAAAAACCAAACCAACGACCAACCAAAGACAACUGGAGACCUUCUUCAUGACUCCUCUUUACGCCCUGCUCCCCCCACCAACCCCCUCCCCCCCAGGACACAACACCCUCUGCUUAUAGGUGCAGAGGAUGACGAGCGCAAGGGGGGAGCAUGGCGGGGAGGGCGCCUUCUCUAUUAGCAUUGCUAUAGAAACGACCCAGGGGAUGAUGCUCCCGUGCGAUACCGUGGAUACAGAAUGCUGCUACCAGGACAUUCAGUGGAACAAACCAAAGUCUCAUGCAUACACACAGGAGAAAAAAUAUUAAAGGGAACAAUUUAUUGAAAGUUAUAUAUAUAUUAUAUAUAUAAAAGAAGACAGAAACCCUAAAUAAGCAAUCUUACUAUGAUGGUUACUAUAAUUAUUACGAUAAAAUUAUUUCAUUUAUUUAUUUCAGCUCUGUGUGCAGCAGUCUUUCUCGACUCAGUAAACCUUACAGAAACAUUUCCUGUGUGUCUUUGAACUGCUUCUUCACACGCUCUCUUUUCUGUCACGAAUAGAUUCACGUUCAGAGAGGCUCCAGAUGUGCUCAGCUGGCUUUAGUGUUCUAUUAGUUGAUCGAUUGAACAUUAAUUGGCAAUCUUUGAUAACCUAUAAAUCAUUUAAGUCCUGUAUGAAGCAAGAAUACUAUACAUUUGCUUGUUUUGGCUUCUGUAACGUGACGGUUAAAUGGUUUUCUGCUGUAUAUAAUUCUGAUUUGAACAUUGUUAGGUUUUGGAUUGUUGGUUAAACAAAACAAGCAAUCUCUUUAAACAAGUGUGAUAAGCUUUAGGGUUGGGCACUAUGGUGAUAUGCACGGUGAUGCAAUAUUAAUUUGGCAAGUGUCACAGAAUUGGUCAUACUGUUUACACUGAGGGUAUCCACCCCUGUAUCCCAUAUGAAUGAUGAUAAUAUCUCUGGCUGUAUCAGACCAUGGUUGAUGCAAUCAGUCAGACAGCGCAGUGAUUUAUGGUAAUAUUGUGUUUGAAUGCGUUUUACAUCAAUUUUUAGGUAUUAACAUGUCUUACA
Messenger RNA from Thunnus maccoyii (southern bluefin tuna), 5077 nucleotides. It is a transcript of the gene fgf18a, whose product is annotated as fibroblast growth factor 18a. The record is from RefSeq and is a predicted model, not a curated record. Gene Ontology annotation, biological process: positive regulation of gene expression; animal organ morphogenesis; positive regulation of cell population proliferation. Lineage: Eukaryota; Metazoa; Chordata; Actinopteri; Scombriformes; Scombridae. The coding region runs from base 2462 to 3076 and encodes 204 amino acids. Gene Ontology annotation, molecular function: type 2 fibroblast growth factor receptor binding; growth factor activity; type 1 fibroblast growth factor receptor binding. The transcript is spliced from 6 exons. Gene Ontology annotation, cellular component: cytoplasm.